UUAGCGUUCCAUAUGUAUACGUACCUUACGAAAGAAAUUUGAAGCCAGCCGAUCGUCCGAUAAGAACACCACCAGAUGAUAAUUUUUUAAAAUGGCUUUUGAUGUUGGAAAUGAUUUUCUAAAUAAGCAGCUAUGCCAGUGGCUUGAAUGGGAUAAGAAUGAGAAAACAAGAAAGGAAAUUUUGGAUCUGGCUGAGUGCAAGAAUACAGAUGAACUCCACAAGCUCUUCGAUAAAAGGAUAGCUUUUGGCACUGCUGGAUUGCGGGCUGCCAUGGGUGCUGGAUUCUCCAGAAUGAAUGAUCUAACCAUCAUUCAGACUACACAGGGCUUAGUAAAACAUCUACUGGAGGCUAUUCCUGAUGGCUCAAGUCGUGGAGUCGUAGUUGGCUUUGAUUCUAGGUACAACAGUCCACGAUAUGCUGAAUUGGCAGCUUCAAUCUUGCUGAGAGAGGGGGUCAAAGUUUACUUGUUCUCAGCUAUUGUACCCACGCCAUAUGUGCCUUAUACAGUAAGGAAAUACAAGUGUGCAGCAGGUAUAAUGGUCACAGCAUCCCACAAUCCCAAGGAUGACAACGGCUACAAGGUUUACUGGCAAAAUGGUGCACAGAUUACAUCACCAACUGAUAAAAACAUAGCCACGCAGAUAGAGGCAAACCUGGAACCUUGGCAAAGUUCAUGGGACACUUCCAUCAUUUCAACAAGCCCUUUACUGCAGCAUCCCUUAGAUGAGAUAAACAAUUUGUAUAUGCUUGAUGUUCAGAAGUAUUGCAUUUACAGGGAUAUUAAUAAAUCAUCACAGGUACGAUUCACAUACACACCAAUGCAUGGAGUAGGUCUUCAGUAUGCGCAGAGGGCAUUCAAAGCAUUUGACCUUUCACCUUUCGUUGCAGUCAAAGAGCAG
Messenger RNA from Anneissia japonica, 901 nucleotides. Its product is annotated as phosphoglucomutase-2-like. The annotation marks the transcript as partial. Gene Ontology annotation, biological process: carbohydrate metabolic process; purine ribonucleoside salvage. The transcript is spliced from 8 exons. NCBI's taxonomy places the organism in Eukaryota, Metazoa, Echinodermata, Crinoidea, Comatulida, Comatulidae. Gene Ontology annotation, molecular function: phosphopentomutase activity; magnesium ion binding. The record is from RefSeq and is a predicted model, not a curated record.